CUAUUUACAUGUUACCAUGACGUGUGCUCUUAAACCCCCACUCGUUCUCUUCUCCUUCCCCUCUCAUAAAUCUCUCCCCUCCUCCAUCUCUGCUCUCCAUCUCUCUCGCCUCACCGUCAAUGGAAGAUUCAAGAUCUGCCAGCAGCAGGAAUCCCACUCCACCGCCCGCAGCUAGGAAGCCGAAUGACUCGUCCGCGAGCUCUUUUGAAGAAGACGAGGGUCGCGAGAGGCUCAAGAGGCACAGAGACGAUGUAGCCGGGAAGGUGAAGAUUCCGGAUAAAUGGGGGCAGGAGCAGAUGAUGAAGGACUGGAUCGAGUUUUCCACUUUCGAUGCCCUCCUGGGUUCUCACAGGAUGAUUAUUGCAGCUCGCGAUGCGCUUAUCGCCGAUGCAAGGAAAGCCAAGUCUCCCAGAUUAAGUAUACACAGCAGUUGCUAAUUAAUUUCAGUACUUUCAUUUCUCUGUACUUUCCAUCCCCAUCUAUCACCGCAGUCUCUGGAUUCUCUCUUCUUAUAUUCUGUUCCCAUCCUUCCUGUCGUUCGUCGCAAGAAUAAGGGGAAAGACGUGAACGAGAACACGUGCAUAGUUACUAUAUAUGAUCCAUGAGUAGAAUUUAAUCUAAGAACAAUAUGAGUUUAUUUCUCGAUGAAACAGGAAUAGGAUGCACGCUGAGUAGCCUUUAUUGUAGAAUUCAUGUACUCUUAUGAAGUAAUCUAGAGUUUUAUUCGAAAUUUGAACAAUUCCCAUAUUUAUAUAUUUUAUGUCUGAUAAUUUUUA
This is a messenger RNA of Prosopis cineraria, 776 nucleotides long. Its product is annotated as protein BIC2-like. The transcript has a single exon. The record is from RefSeq and is a predicted model, not a curated record. Gene Ontology annotation, biological process: blue light signaling pathway. Lineage: Eukaryota; Viridiplantae; Streptophyta; Magnoliopsida; Fabales; Fabaceae. The coding region runs from base 120 to 437 and encodes 105 amino acids.